AUGAGUGCCAUCACACCCACCAGCCCGGGCUUCCCGCUCACCAUGGGCGCAGGUGCCAGCGUCCAUCAGCUCGCAGGCCCCUCCUCCAUGACGGGUAGUCCGCGCUCCCGGCCCGCCACGCCUCUCUCCGCCGCCUACCUCCCCUCUGGACCCACCUAUGAUGAUCUCGGCAGAUGGGACGACGCAGAUGUGGCUGCCUGGCUAAGCUCAGCACGCCUCGGCCAUCACGCGUCCACUUUCGCCGACAACGACAUUCGCGGCUCUGUCAUCCUCGAUGUGGAUCAGGCCGCGCUCAAGGAAAUGGGCAUCACCAUGGUCAAGGACCGCGUACGCAUCUCGGCCGCUAUCAAGCUGCUCAACAAGCGGUGCGCUGACUCGGCCAUGGCACGCAGGCCUAGUGUCGUCUCCAUCCCGCCCCUCUCCCCCUUGGCAACCCAUGCGCUCUACGCCAAUGAAGGAGAGAUCGAGUACCUCCAGAAUGAUCCCAACGCCGAUCCAUCCGCCGACGGUCUCAACUCCCAAUUUGGGCCCAACUCGAUGAGCGUGCGACGAGGUCAGAUGCGGCCACCUCCUCUCACACUGAAGCAGUCGACAUCUCGUGGCAUGCCGGGCUAUGCAUCGCCUGCCAACACCAUCAACAACAACCAAGGCUUCGGUCUCAGUGCUGCCCGUGGCCUCACCCCGGGAGCAGGGCGUGGCAGCGUGUGGAACACGGCUUCUUCGUCCACCGCGGACGGCGGAAUGCACCGCAAAGUCAACUCGAUCGGAAGUCUCGCUGCACCUGCCAUCGUCGGUGCCGCGACCGGCCUCCCUGCCUCCCGCCAUCCCUAUGGUCAGAGCGGGCAGAGCAGCCGACCAAACACUGCGACGGGCGCCAGUGGGCAUCCGAGCGCACACGCGUCGCAGCGCGGCGCUCUCCCUUCGAUCAGUCCCACCAGCGCGUCUUUCGGCAGUGGUCCCACCAGCAGCCUGGGUCGUCCGGCCACCGCAACCGGCGCUCCGUCUAUUAAUUCCGUCGCAGGAGGAUCAUCAGGCAGCCAAGGCUACUCGCCGCUCACCCCAAUCUCCGAAGCCAACUCGUACGGAGCCACGCCCACCACCCCAUCUGCCCUUCACCGCCAACAGCAGGCCAUGGGCUACUCGGUGGGUCGCGGCCUGUUUGUCAAUGCACCGCGGUUUGCUGCGGCCUCCUCCGCUCCCGAACAGCAGCAGCCCUCCUCGAGUGGCACCCUCCGGCACGUCGAUAGCGGCGAGGGCUACAAUCAGCACGCCAACUACUCGACCGCCCAUCAGCCCACAUUGGAAGAUCUCAAACGCCGAACGAUCAAGUUCAUCAGCGAGGAAGACAACACAACGCGCACCGUCAAUGUCAGCGACUGUCGAGAUGCCUACGAUGUCAUGUCGCGGGUCCUCCGGAAGUUCCUCAAGCCGCCAAGUGGCAACAGCUACACACCCACCGCGGAUCAGGGGCCCACAGGCGAUGAGCUUGGCGGGACAGAAACGUGGGGCAUCUUCGCCACCAGUGCAGACGGACAGAACACCAAGGCGCUGUCCGACAACGAGCUGCUGGCCAUCUGUCAUGCUCCGCAGCCGCACGAUCCUCUCCGAGAGCGUGGCCUGACGCUUCGCAGAAUUCCCAAUCAUCUGCCGGGUGAGGAUGCCCGCAGGGUCCCAGUGCGCUCGGGGAGAAACAAGCUCGAGGCUUUCUUCGGCGAGCGCAUGCCCGUCGCACAGAUGCAGCCCGCCGGUCCUGGCUCUGGCCCCAACGGAGACGACGGCGAUGCUGGCAGCGUCACCAUCAGCGGCAAGAAGAUGAAGCGCGCUUCGACUGUCAGCAUCAUGUCCGGUCUGGGAGUGGGCCCACUCAGUCACGGCAGCAGCAGCGGUAGCCAUCCGCCAACUUCAGGCAACUACCAUACCGGCAACACUGGCACCAUCAAGGCUUCCAAGCGAGAGAGCAAGCGCCACUCGCCACCUCCCAUCGCCAGCAAACCGAGCAAGAUCCGCAACUUUUUCGGCCAGCGUCCCCCCUCCGAGCUCAUCAACACGAAUCUGGCCGAUUUCUUCCCGUCCACCGACUCGAAAGCGCUCCAGCGCACGGCAAGGAGAUCGAUCUACGGUCGCGCCUCGGCAAGCACGAGAUCCAAGCGCAACAGUACCUGGAGCUUUGUCGCUGACCCCGAUGCGCCGCCUCUGCCUACCAAAGAGUCGUACGAUGGCCAUGAGCCCCCUUCGGAGAGGUCGUCUGCUUCCCUCCGAGAGCGUGGCACCCCGCCCAUCAUUCAGAUCGCCCAUGACCAGCCGUCGGAGACUGACCCUUUCAGCAACGCUCUCCGCUUGUCGUCUGGGUCCCAGACGCAGCCGCAGCCAAGUGGUGCAGGGCCCCCGACGCUGCCACCCGUCGUGGAUCGGAACUCGCUCGACGAGUGGUCGCGCGACCUCAAGGCGGUCGGAUCACCGGUCGCCGAGCUCCCUUCGACCUUCCCACCCAACAAGCCGGGACGAACCAUGGGCCAGCAGCAGCUUCCUCCGCCCAUGCAACGGUCGCCGUCGCAGGGCAGCACGUAUAUCAAUCGACCCUCCGUGUCGCGUCGCACCUCAGGCGAGAGCGCAAGGAGUCGACGCAGCUUGGCCUCCCAAGUUCGACAAGGUCUCAGUGCGGCUCGCGAGCGCAAUGCCGACACUGCCAGCUUGCUUACGGUCGACGAGAUCACGCAAGAAGUCGAGAACAGGAAAGAAACUACCUCGCUGGCCGGCGCAGGGGGAGGCUGGGUGGUGGACGAGGACGGCGUGCCCAUUCCCAUCCCGGGUGCUUCCGCACGCUCUUCGUCUGCCGCUGCCUCGACACGGCCUUCCAGCGGUGCCACAUCGUCGCACGUCCACGGCAGCUUGACCGGUCAUGACGAGGAGGACGAAGAGGCCGACGAGUCUUCCGACCUCGAAGGGCUGCCCCACACGGACAAGAGGCGCAGCGUCAUCUCGAAAGCGGAGUCGACCCACGCCGCGGCUAGCGUCUCGUCCCAUCGCGCCCCGUCCGUGCUGCAGGCUCCUGGCGAUGAAGCCGAUCGUCAUCUGGGCGAUCCCAUGGCUCUUGCGCGCAGCACCACGUCCCGAGCCAGCUCCGUUUCCGAGUUGCGACACUCGAUCGCAGGUCACGGCGACUUGAGUGAAGGUGACUCGGAACCGGGCCUGAGCGACUCCGAUCUGGGUUCGGACGGCUCGGACACCGACGACGACGAUGUAGCCAACGACAUCUAUCAACCGUCCGCCGCGGCCAAGGCGCCUAUCAAGUGGCACAAGGGUGCGCUGAUCGGCGCGGGUUCCUUCGGCAACGUCUUCCUCGGUAUGAACGCCAAGACGGGUCUUUUGAUGGCGGUCAAGCAGGUCGAGCUGCCCGCUGCCGAUUCUCAAGUGGGUCAGCGCAAAAAGAGCAUGCUCGAUGCGCUCGAGUCCGAGAUCAAGCUGCUGAAAACGCUCGAGCACGAAAACAUCGUGCAGUACCUCGACUCGUUUGCCGACGAUACGCAUCUCAACAUUUUCCUCGAGUACGUGCCGGGUGGAUCCAUCGUGGCGCUCCUACGCAACUACGGAGCGUUUGAAGAGCCGCUGGUGCGCAACUUUGUGCGGCAGAUCCUCAAGGGGUUGUCGUUCCUGCACAAUCGAGGCAUCAUGCAUCGCGACAUCAAGGGCGCCAACAUCCUGGUCGACAACAAGGGGGGCAUCAAGAUCUCGGACUUUGGUAUUAGUAAGAAGGUCGAGUCGGAUCUCGUGUUGUCGACCAACAAGGGCGGAUCUGCAGGCGGUGGAGCGGGUGGACCCGCCAACCGCCCCAGUCUGCAGGGUAGCGUCUUCUGGAUGGCCCCCGAGGUGGUCAAGCAGACGAGCUACACCAUCAAAGCCGACAUCUGGUCGCUCGGGUGUCUGGUGGUCGAGAUGAUCUCCGGCACGCAUCCGUGGGCCGAGCUGAACCAGAUGCAGGCACUGUUCCAGAUCGGAAUGGGGAGGAAGCCGACGCUGCCGGACGAGAUCAGCAACGAGUGCCGCGACUUUUUGGAGAAGACGUUCGAGCUGGAUUACAACAACCGGCCGUCUGCCGACGAGUUGCUCAAUCACGCGUUCAUGGGGACCGAGAUGACGUUCCCUCCCUCCGCCGCCGCGGGUGGCGAGGACGAGGACGGCUCGCCAGCUGGCGCGACUGGCCACAGUGGCGAGGCAGCGGAGGGCGAAACCACCGUCGAUGCGACAGCCGACGGCGAGACGGGCACCACGAGGGAAGGCAGAGACAGCAAGCGUUCCGGGCGCUCCAAGUCGUUGCGAAGGCUCGAACGCGAGAAGAGGCACAAGGAAGCUGCAGCGGCCACCGCAGCAGCGCUCGACGGCGGCUCGCCGAGCACGCCCACCACGCGCAUCGCUCCCCAUCCAGCCACCCUCGGCGCCGCCCGGUCUCCGACAGCAGGCAUGCCAGAGAGCGUCUCGACGUCGUCCAUCGCCACGACGCGCGGCAUCCCUUCGCCGCCCACGGACGCUUCGAACGAUCCCGCGUCUUAG
Kalmanozyma brasiliensis GHG001 is the source of this 4548-nucleotide messenger RNA. Its product is annotated as Protein kinase domain protein. The record is from RefSeq and is a predicted model, not a curated record. The coding region runs from base 1 to 4548 and encodes 1515 amino acids. Gene Ontology annotation, molecular function: protein binding; ATP binding; protein kinase activity. Gene Ontology annotation, biological process: protein phosphorylation. Lineage: Eukaryota; Fungi; Basidiomycota; Ustilaginomycetes; Ustilaginales. The transcript has a single exon.